Messenger RNA from Nicotiana tabacum (common tobacco), 318 nucleotides. The record is from RefSeq and is a predicted model, not a curated record. Lineage: Eukaryota; Viridiplantae; Streptophyta; Magnoliopsida; Solanales; Solanaceae.
UUCAAUUCCAAGAGAAUAGUAUUGUUUAGGACAUGGAGCAAGUGUGCCUUUUCUCUGAAUGCUUUGGGUAUCGAGCUUUUUCAUUUCAGGAAGUUCUUGAUUGGCGAUUCCUCAUCCGUAGAAAUUUCCUUCUUGUUUCCUUUGUCAAUUGCACAUAGUGAACAGCUCCUCUUGACUGUUCAGUACAGGAGGCAAUUUGCAAUUUCCAUAUAAGCUAGUGUGUUGGAUGUUUAAUGCAAUUCCUCUAGUAAGCAGCACACCGUAUGAUGUCAGUUGUGACUGUACUGUUAACUACCUCGUGCAAAUUUGUUUUUUCUA